CACACAGUGUCACUGGUUGUGUCUUGCCUGGCAGCAGUGGGUCGAAACAGUGGGCGUCUGCUUUUGCAGUCCUAUCAUAUCAGCUGCUGCAGGUCAUAUGAUCGUCAUUAUUUCUCCAUGACUGACUGAAUUUUUAAGCUCUGUUUAAGCAGGAGUCCACUCGGUCGCCCUGCACGCAGCAGCAGUCCGUUAUCUCCCCCUCCUCUCUGGGAAAAAGAAAUCUCCUACAAUGAGCAUCUCCAAAAGUCACUGCGAGGGAAAGGACGACCCGCUGAUGCAGUAUGUCCUCAGUCACUCCAUGAGGGAGCAUCCGGUCCUGAAAAAACUCAGACUGAGGACGAUGGAAGACUCCUGGAAAAUCAUGAUGGUGGCCUGUGAGCAGGCGCAGCUUAUGGCCAACCUGGCAAAGCUUAUAAAAGCCAAGAAAGCGAUAGAAGUUGGAGUGUACACAGGCUACAACACUCUGAACAUGGCCCUGGCUCUGCCCGACGACGGAGUUAUAGUGGCUUGUGACAUCAGCGAAACCUACACCGACAUCGGCAAACCUUUCUGGAAAGAGGCUGGCGUGGAGCAUAAAAUCGAUCUGCGCAUACAGCCAGCACUGAAGACUCUGGAUGAGCUCAUGGCAGCUGGACAGGCUGAAACGUUUGACUUCGCCUUCAUUGAUGCGGACAAAGUUAACAUAGACAACUACUACGAAAAGUGCCUGUUACUUGUGAGGAAAGGGGGUCUCAUUGCUAUCGACAACGUUCUCUGGGGUGGAAAGGUUUUGAAUCCAUCCCCUGAUGAUCAGGACACCGUGGCCAUCGACAAGCUAAACAAGAGGUUGCUCCGAGACAGUCGGAUCAACCUGAGCAUGCUCACAGUGGGAGAUGGGGUCACCCUGGCAUUCAAACUAUAGGACUAGUGUCAAAUGUUUAAGGUGUCUAGUGUCAAGUGUGUAGUGUCUAAAGUAUCAUAGUUAAAGGGAAUACUGUAAUGUCUUCUUAAAGAUAGCCAACAUAUUAUUCAAACAUUUAUCACUAAGUUAAUUUUACAGUUGAAUAAAAUAUACUGAAUUUGAUUUGAAA
Messenger RNA from Acanthopagrus latus (yellowfin seabream), 1070 nucleotides. Its product is annotated as catechol O-methyltransferase domain-containing protein 1-like. The transcript is spliced from 7 exons. Bases 230 to 901 code for a protein of 223 amino acids. The record is from RefSeq and is a predicted model, not a curated record. NCBI's taxonomy places the organism in Eukaryota, Metazoa, Chordata, Actinopteri, Spariformes, Sparidae. Gene Ontology annotation, molecular function: S-adenosylmethionine-dependent methyltransferase activity; O-methyltransferase activity.